This is a messenger RNA of Amoebophrya sp. A25, 2018 nucleotides long. The record is from the annotation of a GenBank genome assembly. Lineage: Eukaryota; Dinophyceae; Syndiniales; Amoebophryaceae.
GGGUCGGUUGAUCGGCUAGACUGACGCCGCGGGAGCGCUGCCUUGUGCGUAAUGCGGAGGCGUGACGUAGCUGGCGGCGCUGCAACAAGCUGAUUUGUUGCGCGCCCCAAGGCCCCGACCCGCGAGUGAGUGGGCUCGGAGAUUUAGCAGAUGGCUGGGGGGCUGGCGGUCUGGAUGCUUGAAGCUUCCGCUUCGGGUGUGGAGCUGUAGGCGGGUGGGCUCUGACGAAGUGGCGCCCGAAGGGCGCACCGCAAAAAUUUUCACGCAUGGAAGUGCUCCAUGCGAUCCAUGCACUCCAUGCCAUCCGAGCUGCCAAACCUUAUAAAUUAUUCUGUAUUUUUGAGUAUGCCAAAUUAGUGAACGAGUGAUGCAGCGAGGAACGCUUGAUAGGAGGAGGAGUUCCAAGAUUCUAGGCCUACCUAGACUCUUUAUUUCGAGGAGGGGAAAGCAGACGCGCGAGAAGGCUUUUAUUGUACAGUUUCUUUCUCGAUGCAAACAGAGAAACGCAGGUUCGCUGAAGGUAUCAAAGCAAGCGACAAAGAUAUCAACAUCCAUUUUUAUCUGAGGACGUUUUCCGAUCGCCUUUUCUUAGUUUCAAAACAACGCCUACCAAAGUUGGUAAAAAGUUGAAUUUACAAUUUUUCCAUUCUGAUACAACCAUACACAGAAAUAUUCACUGACUGUUCAUUUAAAUUCAAUUCCGAGAAUUUUUUUUUUGUAUCGCGAGCGAGUUCCGUGAAGAACCUGCCUAGAAAAUAGAAACGUAAAAGAUAUACUACUACAAUCAGCCUGCUCACUCCUCGUCUUUGACACCUCCAUCUUCCACAAGAGAGUAGUUGAAAAAAUGCCGUGCGUAAUCCCAGAUCGCGCGAUUCCUCAGAGUGAGGUCGCACAGCACAACAGCAAAGGCGAUUGCUGGCUGAUUAUCCAUGGUGCUGUCUGCGACGUAACUGAGUGGAUCCCGGACCAUCCAGGAGGUGGAGAAAUGCUGAUCAAGAAAGCCGGUAAAGACGCCACAAUGCAGUUCAAACUGUCGCAUCCCGCUUACGUUCUGUUAUGAAGACUGGUUGUGACAACUUCUAGUUCUUCCAAUAAUAUGCUGUAGGUACUACUACUAAUGAUUAUACUGAAGUGAUGAAUUACAUCUUCCAUGUUGACUGAGUGUGCUCGAGGACCACACUGAAGAUGAUUCUUCACUACACAAAAUUUUUCAAAGUAGUCAAUUCCUUGCGUACUAUAGCCACCACGUUUUUUGCCUCUAAUCGCGCAAGACCAAGUACAACAAUGGGCUAUCGGGUACGUCGAAGGUGCAAAGUUAGGCGAUGGGAUUGUGGUCAAAGGCAAAGGCGAUGUCGUCGAAGCUGCGCCUCGUGCAGCGGAGAGCACCCCUGGUUGCUUCGCCAAAAUCAUGGGUGCUAUUUGCGGUUGAUCCCAUUUACUUUUACCGCUGACUACUAAAUUCAAGGACAGUGAUGCUCAUAUUCUUGUAGAGAACGAAUUUCAUAUUCACCAAAGAUUCAUGUAUCUCUUAGUCCUCGUAAAGUAGCGUACAGGAAAAAGGGCGCCCUCAUGCACGUGUGAAGCUGCAAACACAACGACUACUAUCUAUGAUAGUUUUUUGCUGUCGACUAUGAUUAUUUUAAGUGUGCAGUUGGCAUAAACGGGCAACAAAAACGUUUGACUGAAUGCGCAGACGCAGAGACAUGUCUAGACUUCUUCUAUCUAAAUUUCUUUCCGAAUUCCGCUGUAGUCUGACACUAUUCACAAAAAGUUGUAAUGAACAAAUCAAUGGACAAUAUACGGAAGAUCAUCUUCAAACAUCGUAUAGGUGUAGUUUGUGACCAUAUUUGUUGGUGCUGUUAGAUUGCUUGCAGCGCAAUCCGAAGCGAUGGAAACGUCGUCAUUCUAGGUGACCGAGAAGAUCAUUCUAGACCCGAGCACCGCUACUACCCGGAUGAAUCACAAUCAUAUGUUGAACUUCAAACGAGAAUGAAAAACAAGCCUUAGCUCAACAUUGU